Pomacea canaliculata is the source of this 2523-nucleotide messenger RNA. RefSeq lists its product as uncharacterized. Lineage: Eukaryota; Metazoa; Mollusca; Gastropoda; Architaenioglossa; Ampullariidae. The record is from RefSeq and is a predicted model, not a curated record. The transcript has 6 exons. The coding region runs from base 432 to 1082 and encodes 216 amino acids.
CCAUUUGCACGUCAGGGCUCUCCCAUAGUAUCUAAGGACGCAUCAACACUUCGUUCGCGACUUGGUGGUGUCCAACCUCUUUAAAACGGUUUGUUUCUACUUUACUUAGUUUCACCCGUUAGGCGAUUGCUGUUCAGUCUUUCGGCAGUGUUUACCUGGCUUGGCCGAGUGGCGAAGCACAUCACAGCUCGGCAGUUUCAAAGAAGUUAAAAAAAAUAAUCGCGGACUAGCAGUGGAAGUCGACAGAGCACGUCCGAACAGGUUCUUUUGGCUCACUCUUGCGUGACAGGCUCUGUGUGCUGCUCGAGCUGGGACGAAGAUGCCAGGGUCAAGACAAAAUAUAUGUGGGUACGGAGAAAGUUCCCCGAAUGUGCCGUCGAACACAAAGUUCUAUGAGUACCCGCCAGCAAGAGGGGAAGUACUAGGUGCUGAUGAGGUACAAGGCAGAGAUGGACCGCCGCAUCCGCAACUGCCUCAUCCGCAUGAAGGGCCGAAUCAAGCAGUACGGGCCUGGCGUGUGUCUGGGAAUCACCAGUGAGGUGGCGGUGCUGGAAUCUUUCCCUAACUCGGAGUGGGGCGAUCGCCGUGACUGGUGUCUGGCUGUCUUCAUGUUCCCCAGCGAGAAACAAGCUACUCUUUGGUACAUCAGUGAGCCUGAACUCAAGCAACAUGAUUUUCUCCCUCCCUCCGACAGCGUGGCGCUCUUCUGCAUGCCUCUCCGCUACUUGCCACAGCCAGGCAACCUGACCUUUAACUGGGAAGAGAUGCACAAUGUGCGGAGCAACUCCUUUCUCCAGAAGGAGUACAUCGACAAGGUUGCGAGCCUGUACGACGCGAAGGGCGUCAACCACGGCGUGAUCUUCGUGCAAGAUCCUGGCUCCCAGAAUCAGAUGAAGCGUUUCAAGGAUGCCUGGAUCCCCUACAGUGCACACGCAUACUGCGCAGUCCACCUCUUUGAAAGUCCAUCAGCCUUCUAUGACGUGUACCACAGUGACAAAGGCAGCCAUCUGCGAGCGAGACGAGCAGAGGUGUGCGACACACUCUCCCUUCUCUUCACAGUCAACCCCAACAUCACCGGCUGAGGUCACGUGAUUCUCUCCCUUCCGUCCCCUCUACCUUCUAAAGAAAACAUUUAGCAACACUUGUUUCCACAUGCCUAUAGCAGCUUAUGAUAUGUUUACAGAGGUUUUUUUUGGGAUAGCCUAUUCACCUAGAAAGUCUGAUUAGUCUGAUCACCUGAUUAGUCUGUGUAACCAGAAGAUAUUUUACAGUAUUUUCAGUCGUGGGACUGUCAUGACCCCUGUCAGAUUCUGUAGUGCAAUAUAGAAUUUUGAGCAAUAUUGUAUCGCUGUCUUGUCCUGAGCUCGUUAGAAUCAUAUGUGCUCUCCUACUAACAUUAUAUACACACAUACGCAGCUGAACUAAUGGGGUGUCAUGGGGCUGGGUCACAGGCUGUCUCCCUUGCUUCGCCAUGCGAGUAGUAGGAGCGAUAUCCUCUAUGGUUGGAGUCCGUACCAUCUACAGCAACAUGAUGAUGGGUCUACUAACUUAGUGACACGUGGACUGCAAUGAACUGCUACAAUGAAUCAAGCAGCUGUCUGUGCCCAUACCACACGUUUUGGGAUGUAUCAAAGAACGUAUCAAACACCUCACACAAUACCAUCAUAUGUUCAUAAAUAUGAAUAAAUGUAAACAAGACUGCGACUCUACGUGUAGUUAUAUUCCAAUGCUUAUUAAUAUUUACUAUGAUCUUUUAGGAUGUUAUUUUUUCCCUUCCUUUCCCACUUGCUUGCUUGCCACAUCACAUUCCCCAAAGCCUCGAUAGCCAUAAAAGUCUGUGAUAUUUUAUUUCUCUAGAAAAUGACUUGUCUUCCUGUGCAGUAAGUAAUCUCUCAGCUGCUAGAAUGCUUUUUUUCUUAAACCUAGACAUGUAAUGUUUAAAUCUAUCUUUCUGAACUUAACAAUUUAGUCUCUUGAUCGUUUCUUUAAAAAUACAUACACUGUCACGGGCAUUUCUGCCCCGUUUUCUCAAGAAUGUCUUAAAAUAUUCUGAAACAAAACAAAACAAAAGCCUUUGUGAGGCCGCACAUCAAAGUUGUCAUUAUAUUUUAGACUACAAAGUGCCUUUUAAUAAACUGAAAAUUAAAAUUAAACCAAACUAAUUGCUGCUGGAACCACAAGGUUAGAAUCAACAGAGGUCAGUGACAUCUGCAAAGGCUGGUGUUGUUGUUAUUGUGGAUGAGCAAACCUCACAACUCAUCGACGAAAAGCUUCCAAAGUCUCCGCUAGUCCAGGGCGUCUUUGUGAGCUUUGGCAGAGGCUGAACACCACGCGGUCAGCCAGCUUUGGCUGCGAGUAGAAUCCCUUUGAAGUGAAAGCCUCUUAUCUCCUUUUCCUUUUGAAAGGCUGAAAGACCGUUGGUCCAGUCGCUUGAUAGGCAAGCUUGAUGUGACGUCAUGACGGUUUCUUGGCAUCUUGCCGCCGUCGUGGGUAGCGAUCAAAAUAAAUUUACAUUCAAACAAG